AUGGGGGAUAUAUUCGACUCUAGACAUUAUCGAAUUCUAAAAUAUUCCCUACAGUCCAUCGGACAUUGGCCCUUUCAAUCGUCGAAGGAGAAACUCUUCUUCAGAUCAUUAACUCUUUUUAUAAUCAGUACAAUCGUUAUACCAAAGGUACCAUUUUUAUUUCUAUUUUGGUUCGUCACAAAUUUGGAGUCAUGCUACAGUAUUGCUCUUCUAAUUAUCGUUGGUGUUAAUAUGCUGCUGAUAGUAUUCGCAGGAGUAACAGUUGUUAUUAAAAUAUCCAGCCUGGACGAGAUGAUCAGAAUAAUAUUCAUCUCCCUAGCUGCCCUGUCUCAUUUGUUUUGGAUCAGCUGGUUGGGACAUAUUCUCAUUGUUAAAAGUGAAAAGGUUUUUAUAUCCACGUACCAGAGCGAAUGGUACCGAUUGCCCCCUAGAUUACAGUUGAUGAUUAUCCCAAUUAUGAUGAGAAGUCUAAAACCAUGUGAAAUAACAGCUGGAAAAAUCUACGUCAUGUCGAUGCAAAGUUUCGGAACGGCCUUGAAGACAAUGAUGUCUUUCUUUACGGUUCUGAAUUCAAUGCGUUAAUUAUGCGUUCAUCAGGAACUCCGUGGCUAGGAAAUAUUUUCAUCAACCCAGAAUGG
Fopius arisanus is the source of this 638-nucleotide messenger RNA. Its product is annotated as odorant receptor 13a-like. The record is from RefSeq and is a predicted model, not a curated record. Bases 1 to 582 code for a protein of 193 amino acids. Lineage: Eukaryota; Metazoa; Arthropoda; Insecta; Hymenoptera; Braconidae. Gene Ontology annotation, biological process: detection of chemical stimulus involved in sensory perception of smell; sensory perception of smell. Gene Ontology annotation, cellular component: plasma membrane. The transcript has 5 exons. Gene Ontology annotation, molecular function: odorant binding; olfactory receptor activity.